Rhizoctonia solani is the source of this 948-nucleotide messenger RNA. RefSeq names its product P-loop containing nucleoside triphosphate hydrolase protein. The record is from RefSeq and is a predicted model, not a curated record. NCBI's taxonomy places the organism in Eukaryota, Fungi, Basidiomycota, Agaricomycetes, Cantharellales, Ceratobasidiaceae. Gene Ontology annotation, biological process: RNA catabolic process; mitochondrial RNA 3'-end processing. The coding region runs from base 1 to 948 and encodes 315 amino acids. Gene Ontology annotation, molecular function: RNA helicase activity. The transcript has a single exon. Gene Ontology annotation, cellular component: mitochondrial degradosome.
AUGAUCGCCCCUCGGAGACUAGGCAUCCUUGCCGUUCGAGCCAUACCCAAUGCUAAGCGGCCUCUGCACUCCUCGGCUGUGCUAUUAAGAGUUGGGCCUAAACGGACUCCCCCCACCAAUCGGUUCAAUUCUCGACCUGUCUCUCCAUCUCGAGUCCGAGCUCCGCUUAAACAUGCCUUGCCACUUGCGAGACCUGGCAAACCACGUACGGCUGAGCAAGUGCGCGUGGGGCUUUUACGAGACGUCGAAGCGUGGUGUCUCCGUUUCGCACCAACCCAUAUCGCAUCUCUUGGAAUUCCCGAACACCUGGCCAAACAAUGGCUCAAGCUCUUUCCGCUCGUGGUUAAAGACGAGCUCGAAGCUCUCGGGGAAGACCAACAACCAGGUUCUAGUGAUAAUGCAUACAAAUGGGACCUCGAGUCUAUCGCAACAGACAUGCUCGACGACGCCCAAUUCGGUACUUCUCGAGCAUACAUGACCCGUUUCGUCGACUUUGCACUCUCCCGUCUUGCCUCCCAACAGCAGCAAGAGCCGCCAUCAUCGUCAUCCGAAAUCGACCAACUGUCAGCAUCCCUCGAGGCACUCCGACAAGCAACAGACCUACGACACAUGAUUGAAUGGUACCCCCUCGCACGCUCCAUGAGACGCAAAAUCAUCAUGCACGUCGGCCCCACCAACUCUGGAAAAACCUACAACGCCCUGCAAGCCCUCGCGGGAGCCGAGUCAGGCGUAUACGCCGGACCUCUACGUUUGCUCGCGCACGAAGUCUGGACGCGGAUCAACAGAGGGAGCAUCGCUCCUAAAUCCGAAACCGUCGACUUGGACGACGCGGCGCCCACGUGGUCGUCACCGAAUCCCAAGACCCAGACUCCGGUGCCGUCCCUAUCCCCGUCCCCGCCCCUCCUCCUGCUCCUCCUAAAGUCUACGCCGGCCGGCCCUGCAAUCUGA